This is a messenger RNA of Fomitopsis serialis, 402 nucleotides long. RefSeq names its product histone-fold-containing protein. Gene Ontology annotation, molecular function: transcription coactivator activity; core promoter sequence-specific DNA binding; protein heterodimerization activity. The transcript is spliced from 3 exons. The record is from RefSeq and is a predicted model, not a curated record. Gene Ontology annotation, cellular component: negative cofactor 2 complex; nucleus. Gene Ontology annotation, biological process: negative regulation of transcription by RNA polymerase II; transcription by RNA polymerase II; positive regulation of transcription by RNA polymerase II. The annotation marks the transcript as partial. Lineage: Eukaryota; Fungi; Basidiomycota; Agaricomycetes; Polyporales; Fomitopsidaceae.
AUGAAGAACAAGAACAAAACCACCAAAUUCCCGGUCGCGCGGAUCAAGCGCAUCAUGCAGAAGGACGAAGAGGUCGGAAAGGUCGCGCAGGCCACGCCCAUAGUCAUCUGUGAGUCGCGUCUCAAGCGUACAGGACGCCUUAUUGAAGGGCUGCUCAUCCUUGCACCCCGAUCAGCGAAAGCACUCGAACUCUUCCUCGCCAUGAUCAUCGAGGAGGCGAGCAAGGUCACUGCGGAGCGGGGGUCGAAGAGAGUAGAGGCGUAUCAUCUAAAGCACGCCGUCGAGACUGUCGAUAUGCUCGACUUCCUCAAGGAGAUCGUCGAGGGCGUCCCCGACCCCUCUGCUGGCGGGACCGUUGACCUCGACGUCGACGUGACCGAGUCCGGGAGGAAACGCCGCGGU